AUCACCGUUUUUCUGAGUGUCAAAUGUAAUUGAUUGGUUGUAUAAAAGAGCAAUGCAUUUUUUUUAAAAAAUUUUCUGACUGUAUUUCCCAUUUCUUACAUUUUUCUAAACUAUGGAUUACUUAAAUACUCUUACCACUCAUAAUACACACAUUCACAAUGCUGUUGAUCUUGUCAGAAAGUUUCCGGUCACCCAGAAGUUGACGGAUAUGUACAAACGAUCCUCAAAGAAUGAGCUCUUGUUCAUUGGUGCUGCUACAUACAUUGCUUUGUAUAAUUUCUCUGCAUACAUCAAGGAAAAACGUCAAAAAUUAAAUAAUCCUCCUGCUGUUCCAUAUGGUCUCCCUAUUUUUGGUCACAGUUUGUACUUGAUUUUCUUCCCUGGAAAAUUCAUGGAUUGGUGUAACGAAAAAUAUGGAGAAAUGUACAACCUCAAUCUCAGAGGUAAGACUGUUACUGUCGUAGGUGGAAAAUCUGGUGAAGAAUCAAUGAAAUCCGACGCCACCGAAUUGUCGUUGUCAGAUGCUAUUGUUAGAGACGUUCUUCAUCUUGAUUACGUAUUCGAUGAAAAUGUUUUGGGCCAUAGUUUGACAACCGUCCCUGAAGUUGUGAAGAUUGCAGUUACAAACUCAAAGAUGCCCAUGUAUGUUCCUGGUAUCAAGUCUGGCUUAAAAAAUGCAUGUGAUGCAUUGUUGAAAGAGAAAACUACAGUUGUUCAAGGUCCUAGUAGAUUCUUCCAGAAUUUCGUUGCUUACAUGACCGUUCCUGCUUUCGUUGGUGAUGAAUUUGCCUUGAAUGUGGAUGUUAUUGAAUCCUUUGCUUUUUUCACUGGAGACAUUAUCAAAAAUGUUGGCACAUUUAUGAUGAUUCCCAAGCCGUUGCACAAGUUUGUCUUACCUUAUGUUCAAUCUGCUAAAAAGCAUCACGACUGCAUGUUGAAGUACAUCGCACCAGCUGUUCGUGAGCGUCGUGCAAAGAUGCAAGCUGCCGAAGAAGCCGGCGAGGAGCACGGUCUUGUCAAUGAUUUUUUGCAAGGUAUUAUUGAAUACAUUCAUAUAGAUGAGAAUGGCGUCGAAUCGAAUAUCUCUGCUGAAGAUAUUGCUCAUAUUGUAUUGUUGGUUGCUUUUGCAUCCGUACACACUACUUCAAUGAACACAAGUUUCUGUAUUUACUGGUUACUUGCUCGUCCUGAUUUGAUGGCCAGUUUGAAAGAAGAAAUGGAGCGUGUUGUUCCCGGAGAUUCGCCCGUCACAGCUGAAGCUUUAGCACAAAUGCAUUUCUUAAAUAAUUUCAUCCGUGAAUCUAUUCGUCAAGGCGUUGAUAAAUUAUCCAAGGGCAGAAAAGCUGUGAAAGACUAUACUUUUGCCAACGGAUACCAGGUGCCCAAGGGACGUCUUGUUUCAGUCGCUUCUCGUCAAAUGAACUUUGGCGGCAACUUCGUCAGAAACACGAUUGAUGGUAUGGACCCUGAAAUGUCUAAAAAUAAGCCCGUUACUACACCUGGAAGAGAUUUUGUUUCAUUUGGUGCCGGAAAACAUUUGUGUCCAGGUCGCUUCUUCGCUGUUCAAGAAAUUCAAAUGACACUUAUUUAUCUUCUCAGAAAUUACGACAUUACAACUGUUAGUGGGAAACCUCCUAAACCAGUUUACAGCCUUGCUGGCUAUAUGUCCACCAAUAGUGAAGAGCCUUUGAUCUUUACUCGUAAAAAUUAAUAGACCUAAUCCCUCAUUCUAGCACAUAUCAUUAACAUUAUCUAAAGUAACCACUACUCAAUAAAACUUAAAGAAGAUCCAUCCUGUCACCAAAUCAGAUUGCUAUUCCGAUUCAUCUAAACACCGCUAUCAUAAAAUUUUAUGCCAUGAUACUUCGAAUUUCGUAAAUUAAGUAAAAAAGCAUAAACCAAACAAUAAGAGUAUCCCGAAAAGAAAAAGGAUAGAACUGAAAAGAAG
Molecule: messenger RNA, 1948 nt
Organism: Mucor mucedo
Lineage: Eukaryota; Fungi; Mucoromycota; Mucoromycetes; Mucorales; Mucoraceae
Product: cytochrome P450
Exons: 4
Coding region: 113-1711 (532 amino acids)
Molecular function (GO): oxidoreductase activity, acting on paired donors, with incorporation or reduction of molecular oxygen; heme binding; iron ion binding
Source: RefSeq, a predicted model, not a curated record